Messenger RNA from Annulohypoxylon truncatum, 1029 nucleotides. RefSeq lists its product as uncharacterized. Lineage: Eukaryota; Fungi; Ascomycota; Sordariomycetes; Xylariales; Hypoxylaceae. The record is from RefSeq and is a predicted model, not a curated record. The transcript is spliced from 2 exons. The coding region runs from base 312 to 779 and encodes 155 amino acids.
AUGCGGGGCUCGGGGUUGGUUUAUUGCCGCGAUACUCAUGAAUCCUGGCGAUCCCAUGGGGCUGUGUGUGAUUAUACCUGUUAAUACUACAUCAAAUUCGGCUAGUAACUAUCGCGGUUUCUCGAGAGUAUAAGAACUUCAGUAGUGUUCUACAAGUUCUCUUCAAUCUCAUAAUUCAGAAUAUACCUCUCCUGAAGUUCAUUUAUCAAACGUCAAACCUAUUUAGGCCUACCACCAACCAAUAUUCCGAGCUACUAUACAAAUAUCAUUUUCGAGUAUCAAUUGGCACAUGAACUGGAAGACCUGAUACAAUGGCAACUAACGCGUCUCUCUUGCCCAUUAUUCCCCGCAUCUUCUUCCUGUAUCUAGAGCCGGUCGCAAUAACGUACGGGAUGAUUAUGAAUUAUGCCUCGCGAAUCCCGAUGCUCGAGCUUGCCUCUACUACCGCAAAGGGCCUACCUAUUCCAACCUUAUCUAUGCCAUUGAUGGCUGAUGGUUACCUAUUUAAUAUGAUGCUAUAUGGUCUGAUCAUCCUACUAGCAUCACCACCCAACAAGCGCCUCGUGCAACUACACAUCGGAGUCUUGAUAAUAGCCGAUUUCACCCACUGGGCUGGUCUCUUCAUGACCAUCGCAGAGAGUGACCCCCGUGGGUGGAGCGCCGUAUUCGACACUUCUGAUUGGAGUUCCGAGACCUGGAAUUUGGCUACUUAUCCUAUCCAAACGCUCGCCAUCAAGUUUGCGACCUUGGCUGGGGUGUUUGGCAAGAUCCAAGGCUAGGGUUAAGUCGAGCGUUCAAUGUUCUUAAGGUGGUGUUGCAUUGAUAGGAUUGAAGCGGGAAGCGAUACCAGACAAACCGGCCAGGGACAAGGUCACUUCUCACGAGUUCCAAGGGACUUUGGAAGUAAAUAGUAUAUGCGAAUUAAAAAGAAAAGGAUACAACGCUAACAAGACAACAUUUGGAACCCUAGCCUCUAUAUGACAAUGAUUGCCGUCUUUCUCAACGUCUAAAAGUCAACUGUCCUCAUUA